This is a messenger RNA of Ceraceosorus guamensis, 2549 nucleotides long. RefSeq lists its product as hypothetical. Gene Ontology annotation, biological process: regulation of cyclin-dependent protein serine/threonine kinase activity; G2/M transition of mitotic cell cycle. Bases 297 to 2174 code for a protein of 625 amino acids. The transcript is spliced from 4 exons. Gene Ontology annotation, cellular component: centrosome; nucleus; cyclin-dependent protein kinase holoenzyme complex. NCBI's taxonomy places the organism in Eukaryota, Fungi, Basidiomycota, Exobasidiomycetes, Ceraceosorales, Ceraceosoraceae. The record is from RefSeq and is a predicted model, not a curated record. Gene Ontology annotation, molecular function: cyclin-dependent protein serine/threonine kinase regulator activity.
AGGGACUCAUCAGGAUACUCACGUCUCAAACCCUUCAGGGCUUGACCUCAUCAUACUACUCACACUACACCUUCAUCAACGUCUGCCUCUUGGGCAUCUCUGCUACUCUCAGCCGUCGGCCGUCCAGGCUGCUUCGGGACAUCGCUUGCUUAGCGCACGCAGCACCGACAUCCCCCCUCUUCCAGCCGCUCGUCCCUCUGCCUUGCGCCUUCGCUGUCAUUGGAGCAUUCAUCUUGGGCCUGUGCUCGUAAUCGACCCAUCCACGGCCACCAGGAACUUCAUAAACACCAUCGACAAUGCCUCCUGCGUCCAGCACUGCUGGAGCGAGGCGCGUACCUGCGGGCGAGCCUGCUGCUACUCGUACGACGCGUCUGAGGGCGAAGAACGCGACUGGAUCGUCGGCUGCGGCGGGAGGAGAAGUCGGAAGCAGCAAAGUGGCUGGCAAGGCACCCAGCAAAACGGAUGGAGCUGCCACUGGCGCUACCAAUGGCGCAGGUGCUAACGUGCUUGGAACGCGUAAACGCUCAGCCUUGGGUGACGUGACCAACGCCAACGCUGCCAGGGCCAAGGCUCCGAGCAACGUGGCGGACGGCAAGCAACGCGCAACAUCUUCCAACACUGGACUCAAAGAGACGUCGACGGCUGCUGCCACCACGGCGCGGUCUAGGAGUGCGAUGGCUCCGACGACGUCCACUACAGCCCCUGCCAGGCCAGCCAGAGGCGCAUCGACCGCAGCUACCGGCGCUACGCGCCUUGCAGGCUCACGCGCAGGCUCGUCGAGGAUCGCAGCACCUUCAGGAAAUGCAACCCGAAAGACCACGGCGACGGACUCGAGAAAAGGAGACAGCGCCGCCGCAUCCAAUCAGGAUGCUACCGCACGUGCAGCCAAACGCCCACGUGUCGAUGAGGUCUCCGCCGCCGCCGCCAAAGCUUCUGCUGAAGCUGCAGACGCUGGUUUACCCAUCACACACGCAGAGGACAAGGAUGAAGGCUGGGAAGACCUCGAUGCUGAAGAUGUUGACGACCCUCUUAUGGUUGCCGAGUAUGUCAACGAAAUCUUUGUAUAUAUGAAGCAGUUGGAGAUCAAUUGCAUGCCCAGCCCAGACUACAUGGACUCACAGCGGGACUUGACUUGGAAGAUGCGCGGCGUCCUCGUCGACUGGCUCAUCGACGUGCACAAGAAGUUCCGAUUGUUGCCAGAGACUCUCUUCUUGGGCCUCAACAUCGUCGACAGAUUCUUGUCCAAACGUAUCAUCAACGUAAGCAAACUGCAACUGGUUGGGCUCACGGCGAUGUUCGUCGCCUCCAAGUACGAAGAGGUUCUGUGCCCCUCGGUCAGCAACUGGGUCUACAUCGCAGAAGGCGGCUACUCUGAGGAUGAAAUUCUUCGUGCUGAGCAGUACAUGCUGAAGAUUCUUGGAUUCAACCUCAGCUACGCCAAUCCGAUGAACUUCCUGCGACGCAUCUCCAAGGCGGACAAUUACGACAUUCAAACGCGAACAGUGGCCAAGUACUUCAUGGAAAUUUCUCUGGUCGACCACCGUCUAAUUGCGUCGCCACCGUCGCUCGUCGCGGCGGCGUCGGCGUGGCUCGCACGCAAGUGUCUGGACCGAGGUGACUGGACACCAACGUUGGUACACUACUCGUCGUAUUCCGAGGCAGAGCUGUUGUCGACAGCGGAAGUGAUGCUCGACUACUGCUUGCGUCCGGUCAUUCAUCAAAGCCUCUUCAAGAAGUACGGCAGCUCCAAGUUCAUGAAGGCUUCUGUAUACGUCCGCAAUUGGGCCGUCGACUGCUUUGGUGUAUUCUACGACGAGGACGACGAGAUGAGCGAGAUUGACGAGAACGACGACUUGCUGGUUGACUUGUUCGAGUUUCAGGGGUACGAUCCUUCCGAAGCCGUUCUUCAACCAAGCACCUCGAGGAAGACGACGCCGCUGAUUACUCACUCUCGCGCGACGUCAGGCGCUACCCAGUCUGACGCUGCUGGCAGCGUGCUCAACGACAGCCAAAAGGCCAAUGGGACCACUGCAGCUGGUGCGGCUCACUCGCCACCUCAAGACGUGAGCGGCGACUUCAACCGACAAAAGGCGGAGGCGGCGGACACUGAUGAAAUGGUUGCUGAUGACAGUGUAGACCACCUUCAACAAUUGACUGGCCAGCGUGCUUAUUGAGCGUCCCAUGAAGCAGGAGAUCGUCCGACUAUCAAGGCCUGUGCGCUGGCGUUCCACCAUUUACCCACCACGGCAUUUCAUCCUUUGCGCGCUCAUUUCCACGGAGCGGGACAAUUCUCCUCGCAAAAACGCAGAUCAGAAUCAUCGCAUCCAUCCAUGGCACGCGCAUUUUUCAUGACCACCCAUGCAGCCAAGUCUUCCUCUUCAUACACCGCCUCUCCCCCUUUCGAGCUCACCUCCACAACACACCUCACAAUCAAUGUAGUACAUCUCAUCUCUCCGGUUAGAUUACGACCAACAUUUUUCGCCAUCUUCCCACAUCGCGGUUUCCUCAGCAGAUGACCAUACCGAGGCAAUACAGAUGACCUUCCGAGA